Molecule: messenger RNA, 4694 nt
Organism: Lepisosteus oculatus (spotted gar)
Lineage: Eukaryota; Metazoa; Chordata; Actinopteri; Semionotiformes; Lepisosteidae
Source: RefSeq, a predicted model, not a curated record
UACCACUGCAAAACCUUGUGGAGACACAUGCAGAUGUUCACGUCAUACCAGAGGGUGCGGAGCAUAUUAUCAGAUCGCCUGGACGAAGAGAACCCUAACCUUCAAAAAAUAAACUGCGACGCCGCGCUAACACGUUAAAAGGGUCAUCAAGCUCAAAACGACUGAAAUCAACAACCAAAGCAGCUGUAUCGACGAGCGGCGAAACAAAUGUGGGGGAAACGUCGCACCCUAAGGUGGUGACUGCAUCGAAGACGGCUGUUACUACUCUGCCCAAAACCAAACGUGUCAAGCCUUUGGAGCGAAAUAAUAACGCAAUUAGAGACUUGGUGCUUAGUGAUUUGGGAGACUCAGUGCGGUAUAUUGCACAGCUAGUAUCAAAGGAGGGCACUAAUGAGGUGGAUAAAAAGCGGGGUUUAGAGAAUCUAAGAGCCUCUUUAGCAAGUGUACAUUUAGUGUUUCCAAAACCGAUCCAGGUUUACGGUGCUAGCCUCUUAGACGUAUUUUCUAAAGAGGAUGCCGCUCUAACCUCUGGAUUUCAUUACCUGAUAAUGCUAUUUCAUGGUUCAUUGGCGAAGACCCACCGGGAUAAAUGACUAAAUUUCGUUUUGUUAAUCUCAACAGAAUAGCCUUGUAUGUACAGGCUAUGGACACUGUGCAUGGUGCAGUCCAGAGAAUAUUGGAUGAACUUUCUCCAAACAUUGGGGCAAAUGAUUUUGUACAGCUGCGUUCGACUGCGGGUGGUUUUAACAAACCCUUGUUCUCACGCAGGAGACACCCCGGAGAAUUAAAUGCUGCCGAUUUUUUAAGCCAUAUCUCAGACCUCCUACAGAGCUACACAGAAGUUCUCACCGAUGACAGCCUCCGAUUAGUGGCGACGAUAGUUCGGAAUAUGCAGGGGGGUGCCCGCCGAAGAUUUAAAUCCGUUCUGUACAGCCGGGUAAUUGCUCGGAAAAAAGCGCACCUUAUCGACUUUACAUUACAUGGGGGGUAAUCUGUGUUUCGCCGGGAGUGUGUACGGUUUGUGGAAUGAAGGUUGUACUGAUGGGAAAAUGUUACAGGGCGCUAAACGAAUGCACAAAGAGUUGGGUUUUCCAGAGAAUCGGAAAAUUUGUUUGUCAGACAUUACUGCUUUUGAAAAACAUUUAAAGGUGGUCAUGACCACGACCAGGGUGAUUGGAAAUAUUUUUCAACGGGGCCCACACCACCAAAUUCUAAAAUACUUUUUGUUCUACUGCAUGAAGAGCAUUUUUAAAGGGUUUUAAAUAUUAAAGCUUUAGUGGGGGCAGCGUAUUUUUGCACUAACUGCCAUGCGGCGUAUAGCCACAAGAAUGCACAAGCCUGUGUUAAAGCUUGUGAAACCUGUUUAGAUCCCCAGUGUUGCGAAAUUGAUGCAGAAAUUCAGAAUUGCCCGGUCUGUAAGGUCUUUUGUCGUAGCACUCAGUGUUUGGCGAGACACUUUCAGAAUGCGGCGACGGGUGUUAGUAAGUAUGAGCGCAGGGUCUUUUGUGAGAAAUGUGGGGUUUAUAACCUCGCAAGUCACAAAUGUAAAGAGAAACUGUGCACGCGUUGUAACAAUGUGAUCGACACCCCUCACACACAUUUGUGCUACAUACCGCCUUUGGACAACCCCAAAAUUUCAAACAUGUACAUCUUUUUAGACUUUGAAUGCAUGCAAGAAACGGGAACACACAUACCAAAUUACGUCCACGCCCUUCAUAUUAACAAUAAACGAAGCUGGGAAUUUUAUGGUGAAACUUGUCUUAAGGAUUUUGUGUGUCAAUUUAUCGAUAUACGUUCAUAUCGCACAAUGGCAAGGGAUAUGACAAUUACCUAGUAAUCAGACAGUUGUUAGAUGAAAAGAUGGACAUUGAACUAAUUAAAUCAGGGUGGUAAGAUAAUGUGUAUGACCGUAAAAGCUCUGAACAUCAGAUUUAUCGAUUCUCUAAACUUUCUACCUAUGAAAUUAAGCAAACUGCCGGCAGCCAUGGGGUUCCCCGGGGGUAGGGGUCAUUUUCCACACUUGAUGAACACUUCUGCCGAGCAAAAAAGCCGAGUUUUUGGUUUGGUAUGAAGAUUGCAAGGGAAGUGUGUUUAACUUAGAGAGAGUUGAAACGUUACUGCCAUUUGGAUGUGGCAAGUCUAAGAGAAGGCUGUGUCAGGUUUCGGGACGAGGUCAUGAAUAUGACCAGACAGACACGCGUGAGUGAGUCAGGGGCCGCCUGCGUUGUGUGCAUCGACCCCUUUCAGUUUGUGACCAUCGCUAGUGUCUGCAUGGCCAUGUUCAGACUUAUGUUUUUACAGGAAGAGACGAUAGCGUUGCUACCCCAUGACAAUUACCACUGCCAGCAAAAACGAUUUUCUACACCCAGCAUUCAGUGGCUUAUGUACAUCAAACACACAGAGCCCAUUAAAAUCCAACACGUGUUAACCAUGGCCGGUGAGACAGCCUUUGAGUUCAACGGUUGCUUUUUUCACGGUGGUAGUGUUUGUUAUUGUGAAAACGAGUUUAAUCCGCGAACAAACACUACUUUUGGUUGGUUGUACAGAAAGACGAUGGUGAAAAUUAAUUUUCUAAAAAUGAGAGGUUUUAACGUGCAAGUUUUGUGGGAGCACGAGUUCAGAGACAUGCUUGUUGAAAAUGGAGACUUGGGUAAAUUUCUAACAGCUGCGCAGUUACCAGAGCCUCUGCAACCACGUGAUUUGCUUUUUGGGGGGAGAACAAAUGCUAUUUGUUUGCAUUACACAGCGCAGCCCGGUGAAAAAAAUCAUUACUAUGAUUUCACCAGUCUGUAUCCAUUUGUGAACAAAACUAAAAAAUACCCACUGGGGCACCCCCGAAUAAUAUAUAACAACUUUGGAGAUUUAAAAUGGUAUUUCGGCUUAGCGAAGGUGAAAGUUUACCCACCCAGACGUUUGUACUUUCCAGUUCUUCCAACCAAAUUUGACAAAAAACUGUUUUUCACACUGUGUUGUACGUGUGCUGAAACAAAACAGACCACUCCCUGCGAGCACAGUGAUGAAGAUCGCGCCUUGACUGGUGUCUGGUGCACCCCUGAAUUACAGAUGGCCUUAGAUCUGGAGUAUAGUGUGUACAAUUUACUAAAUUUGGCAUUUCACACGAUCUUUUUUCUGACUACAUCAAAAUGCAUCUGAAAGGGAAACGGGAAGCUUCGGGUUUCCAGAUGUCGCAAAACAACAUAGAUAUAGCAGCGAAUAUUAUGAAAAGAGGGUGUCCAGCUGGACCCCGGCAACAUUAAAAAGAAUCCGGCCAAAAGACAGCUUUCAAAAAUUGCUUUGAACAGUUUGUGGGGCAAGUAUGGGCAAAAGAGACAAUUUACCACAGACCACCAUUGUGAGAAACACCGAUGAAUUGUUCAGGUACUUAUUUACGCCAUAUCAUGAGGUGUCAGCCUGCGAGUUUAUCGAUGAAAACACAGCCUGUGUUAUGUGGAAACCCACUAAACACCACUAUGCAGGCCAUUCAAACACUAACAUUUUCAUUGCUAGCUUUACAACUGCCUAUGCCCGCUUGGAGUUAUACAAUCUGCUAAAUGCUUUGCAAGGCCGCUGUCUGUACCACGACACAGAUUCCGUUAUCUUUGUGAGCCGGGAGGGUGAGUGGAAUCCGGGGCUGGGUGACUAUUUGGGUGAGCUGACCAGCGAAAUCGAUGCUGGACAACACAUGACCGAGUUUGUGUUAAGCCUGUUUAAAGGUGAAAGGCAUUACGCUCAAUGUGAACAAUUGUGAAAAAGUUAACUUUGAGAGUCUGCGGGACUUGGUUUUUGACUAUGGCUUUAACCCUUAUGCAGAGUGCCGGGAAUUUAAACAUUUCUAUUCAACAGCCGAUGAUCGCGCGUGUUAAAAAGGAUUGGCGCAUUGAGACCCGGACCUUAAAGAAAACCCAGAAGGUGGUGUACGACAAGCGGGUGCUGCAAGAAAAUUAGUCAUUGUUGCCCUACAGAUAUUAACACGAUGGAUGUCAGGUUAAAACACCCUUUUUCAUGCAUUUUGUCCGGACCCUCAAAUUGCGGUAAAAGUUAUUUUAUAAAACAACUCUUGGAGAACGGUGAUACCGUUACGACUCGUAAACCCGAAAACAUAGUCUGGUGUUACAGCUGCUGACAACCUCUAUACGCUGAGUUGCUUGUGAAAUUUCCAUACAUUCAGUUUAUAGAAGGACUACCGACGUCGUUUUCCGACGACCAGCUACUGCCGCCGGGUAGAGUAAAUUUGAUUAUAGUUGAUGAUUUGAUGGAGUCUGAGUGUGAAAAUAAUGAGAUAGAAAAAGCUUUUACCAAAUACUGUACGUACAGUACACCACCAAAGCCUCAGCAUCAUGUAUAUCGUCCAAACUGUGUUUUGUGAAGGCCGGAAAAGUAGAACCAUAGCGUUAAAUACAAAGUACAUGGUGCUGUUUAAAAACCCUAGAGAUAAACUACAGAUUACAACCCUGUCCCGGCAGACGUACCCCGGUAAAGCCACAUUUUUUUCUGAAGCGUUCGAGGACGCUACUAAAAAAACCUUUCGGUUACUUGUUGGUGGAUUUAAAUGCCGACACCCCAGAUGACUCCAGAUUGCGAACAGGUCUUUUCCCCCCAGAUGUACCCAUGGCUUAUGUAUUAAAAUAAAAUAAUCUAAAAGUCGGUGAUCUCGCAACCACAGACUCAGUCGAAAAAACACGUUCAGGGCGUCG